Molecule: messenger RNA, 639 nt
Organism: Cutaneotrichosporon oleaginosum
Lineage: Eukaryota; Fungi; Basidiomycota; Tremellomycetes; Trichosporonales; Trichosporonaceae
Source: RefSeq, a predicted model, not a curated record
CAUUCACCAUCUAUUCCCAAUCCACAAGUUGCUCAGGCUUCAGCGAGUAUGACCCGAUCUAAGACUUCCGCCCAUCGAUCGUACACCGUACUACGUAUCGAGCCCUGCGUGCAACGUCAUGUCCCCACGCGCGUGCAUACGGCAGUCCACGCAUCCACGCACGCUCCGGGGUUCCGACCCAGUCUUUCGGCUCACAAUACUCACUGCAGCACACCCGCAGCACACCCAAGUGUGCGAACACGCAGGCCAUCUGAUGCCCGCCUCACCGCGACCCCGCGUGCCCCGGAAUUCGGAGAGCUGCACACGCAACACAUUCGAAUGUACGCACGGGCCUCUUUCACCUUCGCUCGUCCCACGACUCCGUCCCCCACCUCUGCCAGUCUUUCCCCCUCUCCGCCCUCCUCCCCACACUCUCUCAUCGUCUUGUGUGUGCGCGCGCACUCUAUCACACACGAUUCAUGCUGCCAACAAUGCUUGCGCGACGUGAAUCGCUCAUACUAGACAUCUAAAAACCCUAAAGACACACUCUAGCUGGUCUCCUUGGGCGGUGCGACGGCGCGCUUACAGCUGCGUGUCAGCAUAACCGUUCAUCCGUGUCAGGCUCCAGGGCCACUUACCAGACUGUCCAUCCGCCCAAAG